Messenger RNA from Phoenix dactylifera (date palm), 2208 nucleotides. NCBI's taxonomy places the organism in Eukaryota, Viridiplantae, Streptophyta, Magnoliopsida, Arecales, Arecaceae. The record is from RefSeq and is a predicted model, not a curated record.
CCGUCCUCCGUCAAUAAAAAAGGGAUCACCACAUCCCAAACCAAUCAGUCUCAGCAAAAAGAAAAAACUCUCAGGAGAACGAGAAAGGGCUCUUUUCUCGAACUUCUCCCUGCAACGAUCUCAAUCAGUUCUCCCUCAAAGAAAAGCUCUCGUUUUGCGUUCUUCUUCAUUCUGAGUCCUUUAGUUUCUUUGUUUUCUAAUUGUUCUGCUCGCUAACGUUUUCUUUGGUGCAGGGUUUCUCUUUAUCUUAGUUUUAAUCUGUGUAAUUAUUUCUUUAUUUUGUGUUCUAGUCUUUGUUUUCUUGUAUUUUUGUUUGCUGCUAGCAAUGGAUGCCGGAAGUUUCUCUUCUUGCAUCUCUUCCGAGAAGGCCCGGCCUGCAUCUCGCCACCCUCUUCGAGAAGGCGGUUCAAGGCCUUACAUGCCUUCUCUCCUCUCUUCAUCGAAGGAUUUUUCUUCCCGGCAGAGCGGAGGAGAUAGAUUCAUUCCGGACCGGUCUGCCAUGGAUUUUGACAUGGCCUACUACCUGCUAACAGAGAGAAGGAAAGAGAAGGAGAACGCUGCAGCUGCAUCCCCAUCCAAAGGGACAUACAGAAGGCUUCUUGCCAAGAAUCUUCUGAAUAAUAGAACUCGAAUUCUUGCUUUCAAGAGUAAGCCCCAGGCACCUGCGGAAGGUAUCCUCCAAGAAACCCACUCCAAUGCCGCUUCCCAUCCGUCUAAGUCUGCAAAGCCACAGAGACACAUUCCCCAGUCUGCUGAGAGGAUUCUUGAUGCACCAGACCUUGUUGAUGACUACUAUCUGAAUCUGCUGGAUUGGGGAAGCAGCAAUGUUCUGUCGAUCGCCCUUGGGAACACGGUGCAUCUCUGGGAUGCUUCAGAUGGAUCUACGUCCGAGCUUUUCACCGUGGACGAAGAUGUGGGUCCUGUCACUAGUGUCAGCUGGGCUCCUGAUGGGCGCCAUAUUGCUGCUGGUUUGAACUCCUCCGACAUCCAAUUGUGGGACUCGAGCUCCGGCAACCUGUUGAGAACUUUGAGAGGAGUCCAUGGAUCUCGAGUUGGAUCUCUUGCUUGGAAUAACAACAUACUCACAACAGGGGGGAUGGAUGGAAAGAUCGUUAAUAAUGAUGUGAGAGUAAGGUCGCACAUUGUGCAGACCUACCGAGGACACCAGCGAGAGGUCUGCGGGUUGAAGUGGUCAGGCUCAGGACAGCAGUUGGCGAGUGGAGGCAAUGACAACCUGCUUCACAUAUGGGACCUAUCCAUGGCCUCUUCAAAUUCAUCUCCAGGCCAGAAUCAGUGGCUCUACAAGUUGGAGGACCACAUGGCUACGGUUAAGGCCCUUGCUUGGUGUCCCUUCCAGAGCAACUUGCUCGCAUCCGGUGGCGGCAGCGGCGACCGGUGCAUCAAGUUUUGGAACACCCGUACCGGGGUCCGGUUGAAUUCAGUGGACACCGGCUCCCAAGUGUGCUCCUUGUUGUGGAAUAAGAACGAGCGCGAACUGCUGAGCUCUCAUGGCUCUACUCAAAACCAACUGACUCUCUGGAAGUACCCUUCGAUGGUGAAGAUUGCGGAGCUCACGGGCCAUACUUCUCGGGUUCUCUUCAUGGUUCAGAGUCCAAAUGGGCGCACAGUGGCAUCUCUGGCGGGGGAUGAAACGUUGAGAUUUUGGAAUGUAUUUGGAACUCCUGAAGCACCAAAGCCUGCUGCAAAGACAGCUAGUACAGGACCCUUCUCUAGUUUUAGUCACAUUAGGUGAAAAAGGAGGUGGAGGAAGGGGAUGGGUCUCCAUCUGAUCCUUGAACGCAUGUCGUAAUGGAAAGAAUUGGGAUGGAAAACGUAGCCUGCUGCAAGAUCAUAUUACUGGCAGAUCAACUUCUCUAGAAAGGUAAAUUAUUUCAAAAACCUCAUAAUUUACUCAAGCAAUUUUGAUUUUAAAUUAAGAUACGACAGAUAAAAAUUGAUCUCAUCAAGGCUUGAAAUUUAUUCUAAAUUGGUGAUAUCAAAUUUGUAUAAAUCUUGUGCUACAUGAAUUUAGUGUUAGUGAUGCAUGAAUUUACAUAAAACUUAGAUUGAAUUUAGUGUUAGUGAAUAUAAAACACACUUUAUAAAAAAGAAAAGAUAGGCAUAGGUAGUAAAGAAAAAAAAAGAGAACAUCUUAUCUUUUGUUCUUAGGUUUUCACCACUAAAUAAUCUAAUUAUGGUAAUUUAAGA